AUGCAGAGAGCUCGGCGGCGUGUUCCCUAUUCACUGGGACCAGAUCCAUUGGAAAAGGAUAAGUCCGACUUGAAAACAAGGUUGACCCACGAGGAGAAUGAAACACUAACACAGGACAUGCAAAAGCUCUAUGAAGAACUACAACCCACCGCCGAGAGUGAAGGGCGUCGGUCAAGGUUCAUUGAGAAACUUGACCAGAUACUUCGUGGAAGGUGGCCGACAUCAUCAAUCAAAGUCAAUGUCUUUGGCUCAACAGGGAACAACCUAGGCACGUCGGAUUCCGAUGUUGAUAUCUGCAUCACCACUGAUUGCAAGGAGAUGGAGCGAGUUUGCAACAUCGCAGACCUCCUGGCAAAACAUGGGAUGGAAAGAGUCGUGUGUGUCUCUUCCGCGAAGGUGCCAAUCGUCAAGAUCUGGGAUCCUGAGUUACACGUCGCUUGCGACAUCAAUGUCAACAACCCCCUGGCUUUGGAGAAUACGCAAUUAGUCCGGACCUAUGUCAGCAUCGACAGCCGAGUGAGGCCAUUGGCCAUGAUCAUCAAAUACUGGGCGAAGCGAAGGAUGUUGAAUGACGCUGCCCUUGGAGGCACACUUAGCUCGUAUACGUGGAUAUGUCUGGCCUUGAAUUUUCUGCAAACAAGAGACCCUCCAAUCUUGCCUACUUUGCAACAACAGCCUAAUUUGCAACCGAAAGAGGUGGCUGGAGUGAACGUUUCGUUCGAUCGCAAUGUGGACGCUCAUAAAGAUUUUGGCAGUCGCAAUCAGUCCUCCUUGGGAGAAUUGUUGUUCCACUUCUUCCGUUAUUACGGGCACGAGCUCGACUUUGAGCAAAGCGUGGUAUCGGUGCGGCUAGGUCGAGUACUUUCCAAGGUUGAGAAGUCGUGGCACCUUCUCCAGGACAAUCGUCUUUGUGUCGAGGAACCUUUCAACGUAUCAAGAAACCUGGCCAACACUGCAGACGAUACCUCGAUGCGAGGGAUCCACCUGGAAUUACGGCGGGCGUUUGAGCUGUUGGGAGAGGGGAAACUGACAGAAUGCUGCGAACAGUUUGUGCAUCCUCCCGAUGAGAUCAAGCCCUCUGAACACUUUGUGCCACCCUCAGCGCGGCCCGUGAUCCCGCAGCCUCCGAACCCACCGUCACGAGGAGCUCGUAAUGCGUCUCGAGGUGGCGGCAGGAAUCUUGGUCAAAUGGGUCGCAAUCCUCGGCGGUCGUCAAAUCCCACUGCACGAAAUCCCAACUACUUGCGCAAUCCCCCGUUUCAGAUGAACACCCAUGAGCUGCAGCUUCAACAACAGCACCAGCAACAUCUCCUGCACGACCAGCUCUUCCAACAAUACCAAUACCUUCAGCUUCAGGAGCAGGAGCUUAGGAUGCAGCUCUAUCAACAGAAUCUUCGGCAAAGAGGUCUAAUGGCGGCUUAUAGUCAAUCUGCGGGAUAUGGUCAAUUUGUCCCGGAUGAUGGUCUUGAUCUUGGAUCCAACCCACAGGUCAACGGCAUUGGCCGAGCUCCCAUGUCAGCACCCCUGUAUCAACACGGCUUUCCUCGAUCGCCGUAUCUCUCUGCAAGCCAACCAAGCCAGGGUGUAGCAACAAACCCUCCGUCACCGAGACUAAAUUCGGGGAUUCCAGACACUCGAAGGUAUUCACGGCGAACAUCGGUUACGCAAUCAUCUACAGGAGGUUCCUUGCGAGCGCAGUCACAGCCUGCACGCGCGGUGCCACUCACUUCUCUAGGACAUUUGCAACGACCGGAUAUUGCAAGCCUUCAGGAUCCGUCGAUCGGACGGAGGUCGUCCUCAUCGUCGACGUCUCAAGAACCGUACAUGGGUUACAUGGAGAAUGGCUAUGGUAUGACUGGAUCAAUUUAUGAUGCAGUACGGAGGCCAGCUGAGUAUCUCGGAUAUUAUGUCGGCCAAUCGCCGUCAUUAUCUGCUUAUACUCAGAGCACCGCAAUCUCUCCCAUCCCUUCACACGUUGGCCUUGCUAUUCAGAACGGGGGUCUAUCUCCUCGACUUGCUCCAGCAUCGACCCGACCGUCUGGGACGAUGCACACCCCGCCACUUCAAACGAUCUCUACUGCCUCGGUGGAAGUGCAAGCCGAAGCAGAGCAGGAGCCGAGGAAUGUGGAUGGCUCCAUCAAUUCACCGCUCCGAAGGCGUACCACCCACUCAUUCAAUGACCCUGAAGAUCAUAUCAAUUUCAGCGCAUCCACGUCCGAAGACCUGGCAUUUGACACGCCAUCAAGCUCAGACGAACAAUCUCAAGACGCUUUCGACUGCAAUGCACACGGGAAGACUUCUCCCAUCAGCCCCAGUGGGCCUCGAAAUCACGUCCAGCAUUCAACCAAUGCUGCUCCAGAUUUUGUGAAUGGCUAUUUACCCUUGAGAGCUAUGGCAAAGAGUCCAAAGGAGGGAUUGCAGGACCAAGUGGCCGGUGUAGGGGAAUCGGUGGGGAUGAGUGUCCUCACUACGAUGAAAGCGGUCGGCCCAGCCUGGUCUCUUGAUCGGCAACUCUCCUCUGUGGAGGAAGUCCGCACGCCGUCCCCAAGAGUUGAGAAAUUUGACGGGGAGAGCUCUUUACCAAAGGAUAUUAAGGGUCAUCCCAGCCAGAAUGGGCCCUCAUCCGAUGGGCAGACAAUUUUGGUGAAUGGUGAGCAUCGUGAUGCGACCAGACCCCUAGCAUCCAGAACCAACGGGACUUCAGGAUCUUCAAACCACGGAUCCAGUCACGUCAAUUCUGUUCCGAAUGCCGGUGGACCAAGCGGCUGGCAAACCCAGAAGAAGAAAAAGAAUAAAAGAAAGACGGUCAAAUCGGAGAAUGAUGCUCAGACGUCGAAUCCUUCUGUAGGAGAAACCCUCCCUGCCGACGAGUCCUUACGGAAAGGCGGCUAG
Fonsecaea monophora is the source of this 2892-nucleotide messenger RNA. RefSeq lists its product as hypothetical. The transcript is spliced from 3 exons. The record is from RefSeq and is a predicted model, not a curated record. Bases 1 to 2892 code for a protein of 963 amino acids. Gene Ontology annotation, molecular function: nucleotidyltransferase activity. Lineage: Eukaryota; Fungi; Ascomycota; Eurotiomycetes; Chaetothyriales; Herpotrichiellaceae. Gene Ontology annotation, biological process: RNA 3'-end processing.